Messenger RNA from Saccostrea cuccullata (small rock oyster), 1408 nucleotides. RefSeq lists its product as uncharacterized. Bases 104 to 694 code for a protein of 196 amino acids. Lineage: Eukaryota; Metazoa; Mollusca; Bivalvia; Ostreida; Ostreidae. The transcript is spliced from 2 exons. The record is from RefSeq and is a predicted model, not a curated record.
UUCUUUUUUCUUUAUUGUAGACAAUGACAACUCAUUAGGAAUACUUCUUGAGAAUCAACAAAAAGAAGUCGAAAAAACAAGUGAAGUUAUAAAUGUCACCGAUAUGAGUCUAGUGUCAAAUUCAGAUUUGACAGCCAAUUUACUUUUAUUAUCAAACAAAACAAAAAGAUCCUUCAAAGAAAUUGGAGAAAUGAUAGAAACAAUGUCGAUUAGAACAAAUACCUCAAUCUAUGAAAUAGGAAACAUGGUUGAAGCAUCAUUUAACCAAUUACAAUCAUCUUCAGAGGACAUAGCAAACACAAUGCAAAUAUUUUCUAACCAUACAAAAAUGUCGAAUUCAGAUGUGAGGGACUUAAUAAAAGAAGAAGCCAAUAAAACCAAAACAUACUUAGAAGACAUGGUGAAAGAUUUAUUUAAAAAUCUUGAAGACAAAUUGAUAGCUGUCAUCGAAAGGAGAAAUGGGGGUGGCUGUGUAAAUAACAGUUUAAACGUCACUACCGGUGAAUGCGUAGACAGCUGUUUGAGAGUCGAUAACGGGGAUUACCAGUCGUGUCACACUUGUCACGGCUACGUGACGUGUGCAAAUAAUUAUAUAUACCAUAGAAAUUGUUCCCAGCCUCAUCAUGUUUGGGAUGAUAGUAAACAUCAUUGUUCAGAGCAAAGUACAACAUGCAACCCAUCUGACUUCUCGUGAUACAAAUAAUGUAUUUUAUUUUAUUACCAGAUCAUGACCAUUUCUCUGUCUCGAUCAUGAUAUAGAAACUAAAUAAGCCGUCAUUAAUAUAACAAGCCAUUUUUAUCUUGCAUUAGUAUAAAAGUGUACGUAUAUUUAUGAGAUAUACAAAUGUAUACCUGAUUAUAUGAAUAACUUUUUUUCUUUGGUGACCGUCGUUAAGAUAUAGUUCUUAUUGUUACAGUAAAAAAUUACCUUUUUUUAUAUGGUACGAGAUGGAAAGCAUCGUACUCAUACUUCAAAAAUUCCUUUCAUAGUAUUAUGAACGUGUUUUCAUUCGAAAUCACUUCUGAUUUUUUUUUUUUGGUUUGUACAUAUUGGUUGUUAAAGAAAAUUCUUAAUAAAAUUUGACACUUAUACAAUGCAAAUUACUAAUUUUUCAGGGCUGCUGGAUAAUUACUGAAAUUUCGUAUCGCGACUGCGAUACGUAAAGUACAAUAUUUUCAACAAAAAUUUAUAGGGUUUCUUAUAAUAUUAACUCUAAUAUACUUACAGAAUGUACAUAUUAAAUAUAAUAUGCAAUCAUAUGCAAUGAAAUAAAUAUUUUGUUGAUUCAAUUACAGGUAUACACUUAAAUACACAUACAUGUAUACACCAGCUUCAUUAUAUUUAGUGUUUGGCUUAAUCAAAAUAUAAUAUUUUUUAUCCAUGUAUUUUAAUGCUAUAAUUCUAUGC